GAGCUCUAAAAAAAUUACUACAUCCACAUCCCACAUCUCCUCAGUUUUGAAAGACCACGACGAUACCAUUGGACGUGUUUCCUCAAAUCUUAUCGGAAGACUUGUUUGAUACGUGUUUUUGUCAAGUUCAUCACAUUAACCGAGCUACUCUGCUAUGGCAAAAGGAGAGGGGGGUGAACAAUACUCUAAUGCCAGUUUAUUGAAUAAACCGCCCAGCUCGGAUGGCAUCACGCUCGCAAAAAAGCAUGAGCGGAACAGGUUAUCAGUUUGCAACAAGCUAUGCUAUGCAGUCGGUGGAGCACCCUACCAGAUCACAGGAUGUGCCUUGGGCUUUUUUCUGCAGAUCUAUCUACUGGAUGUAGCUCAGCUUGAUCCCUUCUAUGCCUCCAUCAUCUUGUUUGUGGGCCGAGCAUGGGAUGCCGUAACAGACCCCACAGUGGGCUUCCUGGUGUCCCGUAGCCCAUGGACCCGUUUUGGACGCAUGCUGCCCUGGAUCGUGCUCUCGACCCCUCUGGCUGUGCUUGCCUAUUUCCUCAUUUGGUACGUUCCCCCUUUUGAGGAUGGCAAAGUCAUCUGGUAUCUUUUCUUCUACUGCAUCUUCCAGACGCUGCAGACUUGCUUCCAUGUGCCGUAUUCUGCACUCACAAUGUUCAUCAGCUCAGAGCAGAAAGAAAGAGACUCAGCCACUGCAUACAGGAUGACUGUGGAGGUUCUGGGCACAGUUGUUGGUACAGCCAUCCAGGGGCAGAUUGUGGGUAUGGCAAAUGCUCCCUGCGUCCCGGGACCUCUUGACAUCAUGGCAGACCUGAACAGCACAAUAAAGUCUGGUGGACUAAAUGAGUCAGGGCCUGUCAUUUUACUGGAGCACACGAGAGCAGCCUACAUGAUUGCUUCUGGUGUCAUCUGCAUGAUCUACGUCCUCUGUGCUGUUGUUCUUUUCUUCGGUGUGAGGGAGAAAAAAGAGUCUUGUCGUCCCAGGUCGGAGCCAAUGUCUUUCUUUGGAGGGAUUAAGCUGGUGAUGGGCCAUGGACCCUAUGCCAAACUGGUCAUGGUCUUCCUCUUCACCUCACUCGGUUUCAUGCUCCUGGAGGGAAACUUUGCCCUUUUCUGCAGCUCCACACUGGGCUUCAGAAACGACUUCCAGAAUAUCCUGCUGGUCAUCAUGCUCUCUGCUACUCUAGCAAUCCCCUUCUGGCAGUGGUUUCUGACUCGCUUUGGGAAAAAGACAGCAGUUUACACUGGCACUUUGUCUGUGGUUCCCUUCAUGAUCCUGGUGGUGUGUCUGAAGAGUAACCUGAUUGUCACCUACAUUGUCUCUUUUGCUGCUGGAGUUGGAGUGGCUGCAGCCUUCCUGCUUCCCUGGUCCAUGCUGCCUGACGUUGUGGAUGAUUUCCAAGUGCAGAAUCCAGACUCUACGGGCCACGAAGCUCUCUUCUACUCCUUCUACGUCUUCUUUACCAAGUUUGCUUCUGGAGUCUCCCUCGGCAUCUCCACCCUCAGUCUAGAUUUUGCAGGGUACAUCAGCAGAGGCUGCACUCAGCCACAGGCAGUGGAUGUAACCUUAAAACUGCUGGUGUCUGCCGCCCCUGUGGUUCUUAUCAUAAUCGGCCUGGUCAUUCUGUACUUUUAUCCAAUCGAUGAGGAGAGGAGGCAAGGCAACAGAAAACUGCUCCAGGAACAGAGGGAAAAUGAAGCAGAUUCAGAAACAGACUCAACAGAGCUAGCAAACAUGGUCUAGCACCUUUGAGGGACUCAUCCACCAAUCGGGUGCUCGAUUGGCAUUUUUGCACUUGGCGGGACCAACAGAUCUGGACCUGUCGGAUCGUGUAGACACUGCCUUGUCCAAUCACUCUGCUGCUGUUUUAAGUCCACGAAUUUGACUUCAAAACAUUUUCUUAGCAUGAAAUUCCAUCUCCUUGUUCAGUCAUAUCUCAAAAGCCUUACUUUUUGUACAACAUACUACUUUUGAGUACUGCCAGAAAAUGUUUUCCUUAAGAUAGAUCUUUGUCUUGGUUGAAAGAUGCACAAAACCAUGAAAUUUGAUGGGAGCAUGUAUUGUCAGUGCUGCCAUUAUUGGUGCUACUCGCUGCAGCAGGGCAGUUUCCAUCCAUGUACAUAGAACAUUGUGCAUUAUGACCAUGAGCACUGCGCUAAAAACAACUUCACAGCUGUGUGAUGUGAGCAUUGUGAGAAACUUGAACAGUGAUACCGCCUUAAUUUCAACCUCAUUUUGGGGUUUGAAGUUCAAAACUGACAAACUUGUGCCAGUCACCUGCUCUUGAGUCAUAGACUUGGGUGUGUAUUUUGAACAGUUUAAGUGUUUCCUGGAAUUGUACUAUAAAUCCUUAUAGUGUACAUACAGCAGUCAGCCAGUAAGUUUCCAUCUCAUUCCCAUCCCACUGGCUUUUUUUUGUUCUCCAAAGAAGCCAAGAUAAUGUGAUGUUUGAACUUUUGGCCAAACAGCAAUGGCUUUGCUCUAAAGGGCUCCUUUAACUUCCCUACCAUAUUACUGAAACCACUACAACUGUAUAAGCAUUUAGUUUGCACGCAUAACUCUAAUGCUUAUCCAGCAAAGACAUUAUUUAUGUUCUUUUGAAAAUGACAGCUACUGAACAUAGGAAAUCUUUGUCUCUUCUCUAAAUGCUUUAAUUUCCUCAAUAGUGAGCAAAACGGUGACUUCAGCAGGUACUAAUCUAGUGCUAUCAUUAUUUAAAUAUUUAUUAGAAUUGAUUUUACUGUUUUUGAAUUCAUGUUUGCCGGGAAGUCUUGCUUCUUACAGUAUUUAAACCAAUUUAAGGCCUGUGAGGUCAUAAGUUGGAGGUGUCAAAAUAAAGAAAUGGGGGGACAAGCUUCUAAAUAAUCACACGCCUUUUAAUGCAUGUUGCCAUCCUUACUGUCUUUGCUAUAUAUGCAUUCAAAAAGGGAAGCACAUAAUUUUGAAGAAAGAUGAGUGGAUAGCGGGGAAGUGAACUCUUCACAGUUCCCCUUUUGGGUUUUUUUUUUUUCGUCUUUUGAAUGUUUAUUUUUGUAUAUAUGUAUGUUUAUUGAAGGAACAACAAAGAUUCUUUUUUUUAUCAUCUCAAUCCCUGUCAUGAAAUUGUGGAUUGACCUUUUUCAUAUCUAUUGAUAUGGAAAUGUGUAUAUACAGUCAUAUGUUAUACAUACUCUUAACAUCUUUGACACGUUGUUUCUGACAACUGGGUUGCCAAUGUGAAAUUGUUUAUAUUUGAUUUACAUUUUUCUUCUACUCCCUCAAAGUUCCUUCUACUCCUGGUAGAGGAUACUAUACAUGCCAACAUGGAGCCAUUUUCAUCCACUAAGCCUAUACUACUUGUACACCCUGUACACCUCAUCCUGUUAUGUUUGUCCGUGUUUGGUCUAUGGAUCUGUCAGUAAACUUAUCUCAUGACUCUUGAGGCUGUAGCCAAAUGUGUGAGCUUUGAUCCCACAGGGACUCACAGAAGCCUUCUGUACAUGCCUCCUGUGCAUAUGUAUAUAUUGUAUGUAAACUUGUACAUAUCUUUGAUAUUUGUGGUUGCAAGUGAAACGAACUUAUGUACACUGUACUGUAGUUAUUUAAGAAACAUUUUUGAGAUUGAAAAAAGAUUGUUAAUAAAUACUAAUAAGUGUACUGUGAA
Messenger RNA from Notolabrus celidotus (New Zealand spotty), 3638 nucleotides. It is a transcript of the gene mfsd2ab, whose product is annotated as major facilitator superfamily domain containing 2ab. The record is from RefSeq and is a predicted model, not a curated record. Gene Ontology annotation, cellular component: membrane. Lineage: Eukaryota; Metazoa; Chordata; Actinopteri; Labriformes; Labridae. The transcript is spliced from 14 exons. Gene Ontology annotation, molecular function: lysophospholipid:sodium symporter activity. Bases 155 to 1738 code for a protein of 527 amino acids. Gene Ontology annotation, biological process: carbohydrate transport.